Messenger RNA from Hemibagrus wyckioides, 3465 nucleotides. RefSeq names its product b(0,+)-type amino acid transporter 1-like. The record is from RefSeq and is a predicted model, not a curated record. Gene Ontology annotation, biological process: amino acid transmembrane transport. The transcript has 6 exons. Gene Ontology annotation, cellular component: membrane. Bases 52 to 1470 code for a protein of 472 amino acids. Gene Ontology annotation, molecular function: L-amino acid transmembrane transporter activity. NCBI's taxonomy places the organism in Eukaryota, Metazoa, Chordata, Actinopteri, Siluriformes, Bagridae.
UUGUUCUACUUCAAGAUGGUUUAAGCUCAUUUUCAUUUGCGGCACAGCACCAUGACAAGCAACGAGAACAAAGGCCUGAGGCUGAAGCGGGAGGUAGGGUUAAUUAGUGCGAUCUCUCUGGUCGCAGGCACUAUGAUAGGAUCAGGGAUCUUUAUGUCCCCUCAGUAUGUGAUGUCCAAUGUUGGAAGCCCUGGAGCGAGCUUGAUCAUCUGGGCUGUGUGUGGCCUGGUGACUGUAUGUGCUGCGCUCAGUUAUACAGAGCUCGGCACCAUGUUCAGAGAAUCUGGAGGUGAUUUCAUCUAUGUAUUGAAAAUCUAUGGACCCUUACCGGCAUUUUUUGUUGCAUUCACAACAAUUAUUGUGGUAAAACCGUCAAGUAUUGUGGCUGUGUCCUUGAGCUUUGCUCAGUAUGUGGUGGCUCCCUUUUAUCCAGGCUGCAUGCCACCUAUAUUGGUGGUAAAAUGUAUUGCAGUGGUGUGCAUUUUGGUGGUGGCGACUAUUAAUAUGCUGAAUGUUCGCUUUGCCAUGGCCAUUCAGAUUAUCUUCCUAGUGGCCAAAGUGGUGGGUCUGAUGGUGAUUGUUAUUGGUGGAAUAGUUACCAUGGCUCAAAAUGGCCUGGAAAACCUUGGAAAUCCAGACAUUGCCUUUGAGGGUACAACUUUGGGGAUCAGUACCAUUGGAAUGGCUCUGUAUCAAGGAUUUUGGUCUUUCUCAGGAUGGUCUAAUUUAGCCUUUGUGCUUGAAGAGGUAAAAAAGCCAGAGGUAAAUCUUCCACGGGCAUUAAUGAUUGCCAUCCCAAUGGUAACGAUUCUCUACCUGCUGGUCAAUAUCAGUUUUCUGUCCGUCAUGACUCCUAGAGAGAUGAUGAUGUCCAGUGCUGUGGCAGUUACUUGGGGCAAUAAAGUGCUGGGCAGCUGGGGCUGGGUGAUGUCUAUUGCAGCAGCUUUUUCUUCCUUUGGCACGCUGAACGGCUCGUUCUUCGGUGGGGGCCGAAUUUGCUUCAUAGCUGCACGAGAGGGUCACAUGCCCAGCAUCCUGUCCAUGGCCCAUGUGCGGCGCCUCACUCCUGCUCCAGCUCUCACCUUUACCACUGUCAUUGCCUUCAUUGUGCUCAUUCCUGGAGAUUUCAAAGGCAUAAUCAACUUUUUCAGCUUCACAUCCUGGUUCUUCUAUGGACUUACGAUAUCAGUACUAAUCUAUCUAAAGAUUAUAAAGUCUGAUCUUCCUCGAGUAUACAAGGUCCCCUUUAUUAUCCCUGUGUUGGUCCUGCUGGUGGCUGUGUUCCUGGUUCUAGCUCCCAUCAUUGACAAUCCUCAGCUCGAGUACCUGUAUGUCACUCUCUUCAUCCUAAGUGGAUCUCUGAUUUACUUUCCGUUCAUUCACUUCAAAAUGUGUCCACACCUGCUGGACAAACUCACAGUCUUCCUGCAGCUCUUGCUGGAGGUUGCACCAGCUGAAAAAAAUAUAUAAAACAUCACAUCAAAAUCAGAGGUUUUUUUAAUCCUUAAAAGGAUUUUUCAUGACUUUAUUACUAGUGUUUUAUGGGUAGUGAGUCUAAAUAAACAUUUUUGCUAUUUUAAUUUCAAGAUAAAUGCAUUUAUCUUUCACCCAUGUCAUUAUUUUUUAACUUUUUAUCACUUUAUUUCGGUUUUAUUUACAAAAAAUAAUACCAAAUUCAUAUUUAGUCUUCAAACCCUUAAUUCAUAUGCUUGUGUUAGUACAGAAUUGCAAUCUGGAAGAAGAAGGAAAGUAGGACUAGACUUCGAAUAGGCAAUCCUGGUAAUAAACUAAUAUAAAUCAAAUUGCUAGUUACCUAGUUAGUGCUUUUAUUUUACCUGUAAUGUUUAUGAUUACAAAAAAAUCUUUACAAAUCUGGUACUGACUCUGGUUGUAAUAUAAUUUUCCUUUUUGUGUUUUGUAUUAGCUUUGUGAUUGACAGUGCUCACCAUGAAAAAUCCUUUGCUUGUGUGAUAUUUGUUACAAAUAAGUAAUAAGACAGGAUUAGUAUUAAUGCUGAUAUAAACAGUGUUCAGCCAGAAAAACUGGGUUCAUCUUGCUUCUAAAAUGGGCGUCAAGAUCCACUACACUAUCCUAUUAGGAAUGUGUUUCAUUUCUCUGUGACCCUCAACACAUCUAGAUAUGUUGGGAGUGAGGUGGCUGAUUUGUCAUAAGUCCUAACAAGCUCCAAAAGGAGAUUUAUGCUUAACACAGACAUUUCUUUACAUACACAUUUUAAAAAAUUGCUUAGUUUUAGAUGAUACCUUCCUUCACAGAAAGAUAAGAAAGAAAGAGAGUAAAUAUAUUUCUCUUAAUUUUGGACAAAACAUCCUUGCAAGCAGUGCUGGGGAGUAACUAGUUACAUGUAACGGCGUUACGUAACUUAAUUGCAAAAUAAAUGUAACAGUAGCUCGUUACAGUUACUUAGAAAAUAUGUAAUUAAAAUUACAGUUACUUAUGAAAAUGUUAAAGAUUACAAAUAGAGUUACAUCUGAAUAUUUUCUUUAAAAAACUAGUAUAUGUUGAAUAAAUAUUAAUUUGUUGUUAGAGUUUGUUAAAGCGGUGCUAUUCUGAUGAUUCUGAUUGGUUCUCUGGUUUGAAUUUGCGGCGCGUCUGCCAAUUACGUUAAUCCACAUUGCUGCUGAAAGCUUUAGGCUAAUACACUGUCUGAAAGUUACCACCAUGGUGAGUGAUAAAAAUGCAUUUCAGUCCUGGAAAUAUAAAAAUAAUUUCAUCCUAAAAUCCAAUAAGGGGCAAAUAUAACAGUUCAGUGCAAAAUUAGUUUGCCAGCUGUUAAAAUGCUUUCAGCAUCAAAGGCUUCAACGUUGAACCUGAGCAAGCAUCUGCAGGUAUGGAACCUAGCCUUUCUUUAUUUUAUAAUAUAUUUAAAAUGUAUAAUUUUUGUCAUUAUUGUGAGUGUAGAGAAAUAAAAACAGACCCUUUAGUUUCGAACGAUAUAUUACUCGUUUCUGUAUAAUAAAAAGUGAAAAGAGUGGUCAGUUGAUUUACUGUAGCUGCUCUGUGGAAAAAAAUCCACUAAAACGCGCCUGCGCAUUCAUCGAGGCCGUGUACUCAAGACCUGUAUUCAAAACAUUCACAACAAAUUAGCUAGUCUGCUAGUCAUGGGUGUCGCUAGGACAUUUUAAAGCCCCCCUAACAUUUCUACUCAGCCCCCCUAAAAUUCUGCGAUUGUCCAUAAACUGUACACGAAUAAGAGAUCUCCUCAGUCCCCUUUAAAUUUCAUAUGAAAACGGCGGCAGUCUUCGGCUCCUCCCGUCUUUCAGCGCGUUCUUAAAUCCGCAGACCGCGGCGUCACAGAGCGAGGAUCAGAGGACAGUACAUGCAAAGAUUUGAUUCCUAAAACAGUAUUAAACAAUUUUUGUUCUGAAGUCUGGUUUUGUGGUGGCUGUGCUUAAAAUUAAAUCAAUAUAAUCUUAAUUCAAGUGAUGAAAUAUUAUAAACAGUAAA